This is a messenger RNA of Haplochromis burtoni (Burton's mouthbrooder), 2170 nucleotides long. RefSeq names its product lactate dehydrogenase A4 (gene ldha). Lineage: Eukaryota; Metazoa; Chordata; Actinopteri; Cichliformes; Cichlidae. Gene Ontology annotation, molecular function: L-lactate dehydrogenase (NAD+) activity. Gene Ontology annotation, biological process: carboxylic acid metabolic process. The transcript is spliced from 8 exons. Gene Ontology annotation, cellular component: cytoplasm. Bases 131 to 1129 code for a protein of 332 amino acids. The record is from RefSeq and is a predicted model, not a curated record.
GUCCACGCCGGAGGCUGUCUUUAAAUACGGGGAGACACCCCCACACCGGCAGCACUUCAGUCAAAGAGCGUUAGUGUGGAGCUGACACAUUCCAACUCCUGUUUUCACCCGUUUCUUUGAAACAUUCAAGAUGUCCACCAUGGAGAAGCUCAUUGGCCAUGUGAUGAAGGAGGAGCCUGUUGGCAGCAGGUGCAAAGUGACUGUAGUGGGUGUUGGCAUGGUGGGCAUGGCCACUGCUGUCAGUAUCCUGCUCAAGGACUUGUGUGAUGAGCUGGCACUGGUUGAUGUGAUGGAGGACAAGUUGAAGGGUGAGGCGAUGGACCUGCAGCACGGAUCCCUCUUCCUUAAGACGCACAAGAUUGUAGCUGAUAAAGACUACAGUGUGACAGCCAACUCUAAGGUGGUGGUAGUGACUGCAGGUGCCCGCCAGCAGGAGGGCGAGAGCCGUCUCAAUCUGGUGCAGCGUAACGUUAACAUCUUCAAGUUUAUCAUCCCCAACAUCGUCAAGUACAGCCCCAACUGCAUCCUGAUGGUGGUCUCCAACCCAGUGGACAUCCUGACCUAUGUUGCCUGGAAACUGAGUGGCUUCCCCCGUCACCGUGUGAUUGGCUCUGGCACUAACCUCGACUCUGCUCGUUUCCGCCACAUCAUGGGAGAGAAGCUCCACCUGCAUCCUUCUAGCUGCCAUGGUUGGAUCAUCGGAGAGCAUGGAGACUCUAGUGUGCCUGUGUGGAGUGGUGUGAACGUUGCUGGAGUUUCUCUUCAAGGCCUCAACCCAAAGAUGGGGGCUGAGGGUGACCCAGAGGACUGGAAGGCAGUGCACAAGAUGGUGGUUGAUGGAGCCUAUGAGGUUAUCAAGCUGAAGGGCUAUACUUCCUGGGCCAUUGGUAUGUCUGUUGCUGACCUAGUGGAAAGUAUCAUGAAGAAUCUGCACAAAGUGCACCCUGUGUCUACACUUGUCCAGGGCAUGCAUGGGGUGAAGGAGGAAGUCUUCCUGAGCAUCCCUUGUAUCCUGGGCAACAGUGGCUUGACAGAUGUCAUUCACAUGACUCUGAAGCCUGAGGAGGAGAAGCAGCUGGUGAAGAGUGCUGAGACCCUGUGGGGUGUACAGAAGGAGCUCACUCUGUGAAAAGCACGUCUCUGAAUUCUCCAGUUGUCCCUAAAAUGACACCAUGUGACUCCCUCCUAGUUUCCCUCUUGUGUCUCUCAUUGUAAUUGGUUGCUGUCACCUGUGAAUUUCAUAAAAGGCCAAGUGCUUGUAACUAAACCUCUCAAAGCUGGGUUUUACGUUUGAGAGAUUCACAUACAGGUGUCAUUUUUCCUUUGCUUCCUUCAACCUGGCCUUGAUCUUCCAUGAAAUUUUUGGAAACUCAUGCUUGUAUCCGUAAAGUCAGCCUGUGUUGGAGAGUAAGUAUUUGUCAUCCAUUUGUCCUCUCUGAAAUCAUGCAGUCUUUGUGCAUAUAUAUUCUGUGUACUGUAUGUUACGAGUACUGUUAUUGCUUUUUCUGUACACUCCUAGGUCAGUCUGUAUGCAUUCUGUGGCCGUUGAAGUUAUGUUUCUCCACUUGGUAAUCUGUUUAUAUCUUGGAGUAUAAUGGAGACAUUCCAUUCUGUAUGAGGAGGGCUUCCUAUUCACCCAUAGUAACACUGCUGCAUAUGUCACUGGUCCAAAAUCUUGUGAUACCAAAGUACCUUAUAUUAUAGUAAAGCGGACUUCCAUAAACUUGCUUGGUACUGAAGCCUUCUUAAAAAGCCUAACCACAAGUGCACUGACAAAAUACUUUUGGAAGCAAAUUUCAUGGCACACAAAAAAACUGGCAAAGUUUACAUCUAUUAAGGAUAAAAUAUGACUGCCAUAAUAUAACUCAGAUAACAGAGCCAGUGGGAAAGGGUUGGGUUAUGAAUCAUAAGACUGCUACAGUCAUUUAAAACAAAAGUUGCUUGUGUACCCUAAAUGUUCUAACAAGGUUUUUUUUUCCUUUUUUUUUUUUACACCACCUGACUCUGGGAAAAGAACAUUAAAAACAAAUUCUAUUUAUAAAUGUUAGAUCUAUUUAUGUAUUAAUGUUACAAUAUUAAAGAGGAUUUAUCAAUAAGUUACUGGGAAACAUGUCAUGGCAGCUGGAUAUUAAGCUGUUUGCUGUAACAUCAAAUAAAUCUGCCAGGAUUA